AUGCAUAGAACUGAUUGUUUAAUCAAUAAGACAAAUUGUCUAAUAAUAUUUCUAAUUAUUUGUGUCUUUAUUGCUCUUACUCCUCCACAAAUAACAACAAAUAAUUAAAGUUUUGAAAUAUUUGAAGUAGAAGUGACUGAUACAGAAAUUUAAUACUAUAUAGAGAAUGAUAUUGUAUACAAUAAUACAGAUUAAUUUGGUUUAUAAACUGUUUAAAAUUGGUUACCAAUUCAAUCUGAAUUAGCUCAAUUAAAUUUAGCAUUAGAUUAUUUUUCGCGGUUAAAAUUAGAUAAUCUUAUUAAACAACAUAAUGAAUUUUAGAUAUAAGUAGAUUUAUGUUUAUAAUUGUCAUUAAAUUAAGAUUUUGAAAAUUUUCUAAGUAAAUUUAAUUCAACUAUUAAUAAUGAUAGUUAAAUAGUUGAUUAUAUGAACAAUUUGUUGUAUAAAAGAAAUUAAUUACAUGAAAAUUAUAUAGAAAAAAAAAAUAAUUUAGAAAAUCUUUAUAAUGAUGAAAGAAUGUUAAAAUCAUAGAUAAUAGAAUAUCAAAUAAAUGAAUAAGAUUCUUAUCUUUUAAAUAAAAAGAUUGCCAAUUUAAAUAAAUUAAAAUACAUGAUUAAUUAAUCUAAUAAAGAGAUGUAAGAAUUGAAUUAAAAAAUUAAAUAACAAAAAUCCCUUGGAGAAGAUGAAGAUUUAAGUGAAUAUUAUAAAAAAGAUUAAGAUUAGGCAAAAAAGUUAAGGUAAUUAUUUAAACCAGCAGGUACAAAAUCAGUAGAAAUACAUAAUGAAAAAUUAUAUGAUCUAUUAAAUGUAUUAGAUCAAAAUAUUAAAUAAUAUCAAAGUCCAACAGAUGUUUACUUUAAUGGUUUAAAUUUUUCUCCAGAAAUAAGAAGAAAUGCUUUGGAAGAACUUGAAUUAUAAUAUACAAGAUUAUAGAUAAAAUUAGAAUAAUAAAUUAAGAAUUAAGAAGAUUUAGAAAGAGAAAUUAAUGAAUUUGAGAGAAAAAAAAAAGAAAAGGAAAAGAAAUUUGCUGAUGUUUUGAAUAGAUUAGAAAUAGUAAGAAAUGUUUAAAAGGACUUAGAUAAAGAUUAUGAAAUAAUAAAAUUAUAAAUUGAAGAGAUUAAUAAAGAAAUUAAAAAUAUGAUGCCAAUAAAUAUGAGCUAAAAUAACAAUUUAGUAAAUUUUUAAUAACAUUAUAAAUGUAUUUAUAAUCUUUAAUUAAUUAGAAUAUAUUUAUGAGCAUAUGGAUUAGGAUCAAAAAUGUGUUGAAAAAUGCAUUUAAUAUGAUUCAUUAAAUUAAUAAUUAUAUAUGGGAAGAUAUAAAUAAUCUUUAUAAUUAAUUUAGAGACAUUUUUAAUAAUUGGUUAAGCUUUUCAAAGAAUUCACUAUAUGA
Molecule: messenger RNA, 1390 nt
Organism: Paramecium sonneborni
Lineage: Eukaryota; Ciliophora; Oligohymenophorea; Peniculida; Parameciidae
Source: the annotation of a GenBank genome assembly